AUGACGAUAUCUCCGCAGGAAAGAGAGGCCCGAAGGGGAGUGCAAAGGGAGAAUUCGCUUGGCCUCAUCGACAUCUUCGGGGAUCGGGCGGUCGUCGACCCCUACGCCACGAGUAACCAGGAAUUUUCCAAGUUGGCAUCCAAAAACCCCACCGAAAGGAGGUCAAACAAUUUACAGGGCUCUAAGUCGCUGCACGAUUCUCGCACCAGCGCCAGUCUAGGUCCAAAUCAUCGACGGCGACAAAUGCAGGUGGAAUCGGAUGCAAUUAUGUCUGGGGCGGAAACGGAGGACACUUGUCGUUCUUCGGCAAGCCGGAUACGACGAAGUGGAGAGAGGGUUCGGCGCAGUAAAGGGCGGGAACGGAAAGCUGGAGUCAGCCGCACACGAUCGUCCGGUACGCCGCGUUCUCUAGAGGCAGGUCUAAAGACUACCCUUUCCCACGAGAGCAAUCAGGAUAGUGCACAAGCGGCUGACGAUGAAAUGCUGCUGGAAUUGGUUGAACAUCGCACUAAGGAACGCAGUCGUACUGGCUUGGUAAAGGUAACGCAACGUACACUUUCCGUGCGAGGCGAAAGUAGGAGUGCACGAGGUUAUAGAUCGUCCGAACUAGCACCAGUGCCUCGUUCCAAAAGUUCCCGAGUCGAAUCUACCGACAAGUCCAGCGCCAAAGAAUCGGUCCGGCUCCGAAAAAUUCCAGAUAUUCCUCAGGACGUAGAACACAGUCCGCCCGAGGUACACGCAGUAGCAAUUUAUCGUGGAAAAGCGAGAGUCUCAAAAAGGGGACCUUCCUCAGUGACUGGACAUCGCCGUCGUACCGACUCUAACGAUUCAGCACGGUCGCACGAGAAACCUCGUCGGUCACGAACUCGAAGGGAACACACGCAUGCUUAUGCAGAAAAAACGGGAGCUGGCAAAGGGGAAAGCGCUUCUCCUCGUCGUCGACACCGCUCACACACUCAUUCCCCUGUACGACCUCCGAAGUCACCCCGUCGCCAUCGACAGCUUUCUCCCCGAAAAGUCUUGGACUCGCCCAGUCUAGCCGGAGACGAAGAAAAAUUUAGACCUAGGCUCACUUUGAAAGCCCCUUCAUUGAAGGAUUUAUCUUUGGAUGAGCAAUCCCCGAGAUCACUUACUGAAGCAGAAGGGGCAUGGCUAGAGAAUGCUAGCAAGGGAGACAACAGCAUGAAGCAGAAGAGUCAGGCUAGUUCCGAAUACGAAUCCGAAGAAGAAAGUACCGCUGGAAGGAAUAGCAAUGGCUCCGUGUUACAAUUUGAUCCUAGCCAAUCGGAUAAUGUAUACCGUGUCAAGCAGGUCACAAGGAUGGAUUCGGGGCUGCAAAUCGGAGAGAACGGUCAGAGUGUAGACGUUUCGAUUGCGCAAUUAUGCGAUCCUUUGGGUGACGCCAAACCAGUUCUACGGGCUAGAAAAGAAUUGCCAAUAUUUGACUUUUUGGAAAGUAACGAUGAUGCCAUGAUGACAUUUACCGAUACGGACCCGAUGGAAGUCAGCCAUAAAGCCGUUGGUCUUGACAGUCCUUCAGGCGGCGAGAAUAGUGACAGUGAUGGUAUUGAUGUGAAUAAAUUUCAGAUGCAUGUGAUGAGUCCGGGCGUCUAUCAUUCUAGCGACGAAGAUAGACGCGAGGCUCGGGCUCUUCGACCUCACACCAAUCUUACGUUUCGUAGCUCCGGAGGUGAAAGAGGAGCCGAUGAAGCUAUUUUGAUGGCUAGUCCGAACAAAGAAUUACCUAUUUACCCAUCCGGAGGUGAAGAAGAGGAAGAGGAUGCAGUUCGGGAAGAAGAUAAGAUGGAUUAUAUGGUGUCCAGGAAAAGAGAUCUGGGUCUGCCAAAAACAAUGGACUGCGAAAGCGAAUCGUUCGACUUUGUGUCGUACGGAAGUGACUACGCCAGCGAAACGGACCGGUCAUCCCGCGGCAUCCGUAGCAAAAGUCGAGCUAAAUCGCAGCCAUCUGUGCUGGGAUUGUCUUCUGGUGGCCAAGGGGACGAAGUCGGCAAAGUGCGGGUAAAAAAGCAGGGCCAAAAGGGGCGCUCAAGACAGUCCGCGCGCGUCCAUCCGACACUCAAGCGGACGUCGACGACACUCGAAAACGCCGACCUCGGAAGUUGA
Phaeodactylum tricornutum CCAP 1055/1 is the source of this 2124-nucleotide messenger RNA. RefSeq lists its product with no specific name. Bases 1 to 2124 code for a protein of 707 amino acids. The record is from RefSeq and is a predicted model, not a curated record. Lineage: Eukaryota; Bacillariophyta; Bacillariophyceae; Surirellales; Neidiaceae. The transcript is spliced from 4 exons.